AUGAUAUGGCGAUACAGUACUGUUGCUGAAUUGCUUUCUCUGAUGGCUCUAUGGUUGUGGAUAUCACUGAGUAUUCAUUGCUGGAAUUUAUCUGUUGCUGCUGUUUCAGAUCAGCAUGCCACCAGCCCCUUUGACUGGCUGCUAUCUGAUAAAGGACCCUUUCACCAUUCACAGGAAUACACAGAUUUUGUGGAGAGAAGCCGUCAAGGAUUUACCACAAGAUACAAAAUUUACAGGGAAUUUGGACGUUGGAAGGUGAAUAAUCUUGCAGUGGAAAGAAAAGAUUUUUUAGGCUCUCCUUUGCCUCUUGCCCCUGAAUUUAUACGAAAUAUAAAACUUCUUGGACGAAGACCUACUCUCCAGCAAAUAACCGAAAAUCUGAUUAGAAAAUACGGAACUCAUUUUCUUUUGUCAGCUACUCUUGGAGGAGAAGAAUCACUUACAAUUUUUGUGGACAAGAGGAAGCUUAGUAAAAGCUUGGAAACUACAGAUCCGAUUAGUAACAGCUCUUCUGUGACUCUGGAGACUCUUCACCAGCUAGCUGCCUCUUACUUUAUAGAUAGAGACAGCACUCUUCGUAGACUUCAUCAUAUACAGAUUGCAUCUACUGCAAUAAAGGUAACAGAGACACGGACAGGACCUCUCGGAUGCAGUAAUUACGACAAUCUAGAUUCUGUCAGCUCUGUUUUGGUUCAGAGUCCUGAAAAUAAAAUCCAUUUGCAAGGUCUUCAAGUUAUUCUGCCUGAAUAUCUGCAGGAACGCUUUGUGCAGGCAGCACUGAGUUACAUAGCUUGCAAUUCUGAAGGAGAAUUUAUUUGCAAAGACAAUGAUUGCUGGUGUCAGUGUGGUUCAAAAUUUCCAGAAUGCAACUGUCCUUAUAUAGACAUUCGAGCUAUGGAAGAAAAUCUACUUCGUAUCAGUGAUACAUGGAAUAUUUACAACAAGGAGUUUGAAGAAUCAGACGAAUUUAAGUUUUUUAUGAAAAGGUUACCAAUGAAUUUUUUCCUUAACACAUCCACAAUUAUGCAUUUGUGGACUAUGGAUUCUAAUUUCCAGAGACGUUACGAACAACUAGAAACCAACAUUAAACAGCUUUAUCUGAAGGCACAGAAGACAAUACACAAGCUGUUUAGCCUUAGCAAGAGGUGCCAUAAGCAACCGUUGAUUAGCCUUCCAAGACAAAGAUCCUUAUCAUAUUGGCUAAAUCGAAUUCAGACAUUAUCAUACUGCAAUGAAAAUGGCUUUUUGGGCAGCUUCUCUGAAGAAAUUCAUUCUUGCACGUGCCCCAAUGACCAAAUUUCCUGUCAAACAUAUUUACCCUGUAUUGUUGGAGAUGCUGCAUCCUGUCUAACAUGUGCAACUGAAAACCGCACCAGAUGUGGAAGUUGUAACAAUGGAUAUAUACUUAGUCAAGGAUUCUGUAAGCCUGAAAUAGCUGAUUCCACGGAGCACUAUAUUGGAUUUGAAACUGAUAUGCAGGAUCUGGAGAUGAAAUAUUUACUUCAAAAAAAUGAUCGUAGGAUAGAAGUACAUGCAAUAUUUAUCAGCAAUGAUAUACGGCUUAAUAGCUGGUUCGAUCCAUCCUGGCGCAAGAGAAUGCUCCUUACUUUAAAGAGUAAUAAAUAUAAAGCCAAUAUGGUACAUAUGAUCCUUGGACUUUCCAUCCAGAUUUGCUUAACUAAGAAUAGUACUUUGGAACCAGUUUUAGCUAUUUAUGUCAAUCCUUUUGGAGGAAGUCAUUCAGAAAGCUGGUUUAUGCCAAUAAAUGAAAAUAGCUUUCCAAACUGGGAAAGAACUAAGCUGGAUUUGCCUUUGCAAUGUUAUAACUGGACUUUGACUUUAGGAAAUAAAUGGAAAACCUUUUUUGAAACUGUUCACAUCUACUUAAGGAGUCGAAUUAAAUCCAAUGGUCCAAAUGCUAACGAAAGCAUCUAUUAUGAGCCUUUGGAAUUCAUUGAUCCUUCACGAAAUCUGGGAUAUAUGAAAAUAAAUAACAUUCAGGUCUUUGGUUAUAGCAUGCAUUUUGACCCUGAAGCCAUUCGUGACUUAAUCUUACAGUUGGAUUAUCCCUAUACUCAGGGUUCACAAGACUCAGCUCUUAUACAGCUGUUGGAAAUAAGAGACCGUGUUAAUAAACUAUCUCCACCGGGUCAACAACACUUAGACCUGUUUUCGUGCCUACUUCGACACAGACUUAAGCUGUCUACCAGUGAAGUAGUGAGGAUAAUGUCUGCUUUGCAGACCUUUAAUGAAAAAUUACCAAACUCAGUUGAACAUGAGACAACCAAAUUAUGUAGUUAG
This is a messenger RNA of Bombina bombina (fire-bellied toad), 2301 nucleotides long. RefSeq names its product BMP/retinoic acid inducible neural specific 3 (gene BRINP3). NCBI's taxonomy places the organism in Eukaryota, Metazoa, Chordata, Amphibia, Anura, Bombinatoridae. Bases 1 to 2301 code for a protein of 766 amino acids. The record is from RefSeq and is a predicted model, not a curated record. Gene Ontology annotation, biological process: positive regulation of neuron differentiation; negative regulation of mitotic cell cycle. The transcript is spliced from 7 exons.